Pocillopora damicornis (cauliflower coral) is the source of this 805-nucleotide messenger RNA. RefSeq lists its product as uncharacterized. Lineage: Eukaryota; Metazoa; Cnidaria; Anthozoa; Scleractinia; Pocilloporidae. Gene Ontology annotation, molecular function: N4-(beta-N-acetylglucosaminyl)-L-asparaginase activity. The record is from RefSeq and is a predicted model, not a curated record. Gene Ontology annotation, cellular component: cytoplasm. Gene Ontology annotation, biological process: protein deglycosylation.
GUCAAGAUGGCGGUUGUUGUGGGCACUUGGCCAUUUAGCUUAGAAGCGGUGAAAUUGAUCUCUAGAAAGCUACGAGAAGGGAACGGAUGUAUUGAUGCACUGGAAAGUGGAAUCAAUUUAAUUGAAGAAGAUCCUGACACAGGUCUCUAUUUUGUUGGGAGAGGAGGAUUACCUAACUCUAAGGGUAUUUUGGAGUGUGAUGCGGCAGUCAUGGAUGGAGAUACGUGUCGUUUUGGAGCAGUUGCUGCUUUGCAAGGAGUUGCAACUGCUUUCUCUGUUGCAAGAUGUGUGAUGGAAAAGUCACCUCAUAGUAUGCUUGUGGGAAGCGGUGCACAGGAAUUUGCUCAGAAUAAUGGGUUCCCUGUGGAAUCAAAUUCAGCUUUACAGACACAGCAGUCAAGAGAAGCAUUUCAGAAAUUUCUUGAGAAGUCAGGUGAAGAAGAAGGAGGCCAUGAUACCAUAGGCAUUUUGGUCAUGGACUCAAGGAGCCAUCUUGUUGCAGGUGUUUCUUCAAGUGGGAUUUCCUUCAAACACCCAGGCAGGGUUGGAGAUUCACCUCUCCCAGGGUCAGGAUUAUAUGCUGAUAACGAGAUUGGAGCAGCAGCAGCUACUGGGGAUGGUGACAAAAUGAUGAGAUUCUGUCCUGCUUUUCAUGUUGUUCAACUCAUGAGGCAGGGCCAUUCUCCACAAGAAUCUUGUGAGUUAGUGAUCAAAGAAGCCCAGCAAAAAGCAAGAACAGCUACUAAACCAUUUGAAAUGGCCUUGAUUGCUAUCAACAAAAAGGUAAUGCAGUGAAAAGUUUUGU